Messenger RNA from Cyphellophora europaea CBS 101466, 411 nucleotides. RefSeq lists its product as uncharacterized. Gene Ontology annotation, molecular function: carbon-sulfur lyase activity. NCBI's taxonomy places the organism in Eukaryota, Fungi, Ascomycota, Eurotiomycetes, Chaetothyriales, Cyphellophoraceae. The transcript has 6 exons. Bases 1 to 411 code for a protein of 136 amino acids. The record is from RefSeq and is a predicted model, not a curated record.
AUGGCUAAAGGCAGCUGCAUGUGUGGUCAGGUUGAGUAUGAGUAUACUGGUGAACCGGCUGUGACCGCCCUCUGCCACUGCAUCGACUGCCAGAAGUGGACAGGUGGUCCCUACACAUCCAACGCGGUCGUGCCCCGCACCAACUUCAAGGUCACCAAGGGUACACCGAAGGACUAUGAUGCCGUCGGAGCCAGUGGCAAGAUCAACAAGCACUGGUUCUGCUCCAACUGCGGCUCCAGUCUCUAUACCGAGCUGGAGGUCAUGCCGGAUAUGACCUGCGUCAAGGCGGGCGGUUUGGAUGGAGGCCACGCAAGCUUGGGUAACAGUAUUGGUGUCGAGUUCUAUACCAAGGAUAGGGUUAACUAUCUCAACGCCGUCGAGGGUGCUAAGCAGGAGACUCACUUCGGGUGA